AUGGCCGCCGCCGAUCGUUUCUCCGGCCUCUCCGACGAUAUGCUCGUCUCCGUCAUCUCCUUCCUAUCCACCAAGGACGCCGCAUGUACCUCCGUGCUCUCCCGGCGAUGGCGCUCGCUCUGGCUGAGCACGGACGCCCUCAACCUGGACUCCAGGUCCUACCGCGGCCUAGGAGCCUCUCAGCUCACGGAUCGGUUCUUCUCCGACGCCGGCGCCGCCCUUCGCGCGGCCGGCCGGUGCCCCGUCAGGAAGCUCUCGCUGUUCGUGGAAGGACCUAGUGACAUGUACUGCGAUGAAGUCAUGAGCGCCACCGUCAUCACCUCCGCCUCCACGUGGGGUUGCUCCGACCUGCUGGUUGCCCUGCUCGCCGCCGAGGAGCUUCGGCGUAUCGAGGAGCUACGCCUUGGUUUUUGCUCCGGCGAGCGGCUAUUACUGUACCUAUAUGAUCUGGACCUUGGCGUGUUACCCGGUAACACCCUCCGGGUUCUGGACCUCGCCUGCACAAGGAUCAAUCUGCCCCGGCCACCGAGCGCCACCGUCCUCCUCCCACGCCUCUCGGUACUCCGCCUUCACAAGUGCUCUUCCCGGAUGAAGGAUCUUGAGGACUUCAUCCGUGAUCUGCCGUGCCUAGGCAGUCUGCAUAUCGACUCCCAUGAUUUUUUAUCUUCCCUCGACACCAGGGACGGUCGUUUCACGCUCCACUGCCCAAGCGUCACCACCGUUAAGCUUGCCGAUCUAGGGUUUGGUACCGAUAAAGUCAUUGAGCUCGACGCGCCAUGUUUGCGAAACUUCAAGUACGAUGGAGGACUCCUAGAUUUCUCCAUGAAAUCGCCCACACCCGAGUUGGCACAGGUUGAGUUGGCUAUAACCCCCAGGCCAUGUAGGUACAAUGAGACAGAGAAGCCAUGGUUCGGUGCUUUCUGGCGAAUCAUACGCAAGUUUCAACACGCCAAGAUCCUUAAAUUGAAGGUGCCAAACAUCUAUGGCAUUGCCGUGACCAAGGACGCGGAGCAUGAGCACUUGGUCAUGCUGCUCAGUCUAGAAAGGCUGGAGCUUGAAGGGCCAUGUGACCAAGGCCGAAGAAAUGACACAGCUACUGCCGUUGCCAAUCUGCUCCAGUGCUGCCCUAUGAUCCAAGAUUUGCAGAUUCGGAUUGUUAACCAAAACCGCUAUGGAGUUGUUACAAAGGAUGUGGUGCCACCGCAUUUUGAUGUGUCACUGGACUUGUUCAAGAGGCGCUACACCAAGGAGAUAAUGGCCAUGAUCGAUGGUGACACCGGUCGUUCCUUAGAUGUUCCAGAGCUCCCGGGCUUGAGCGGUUUUGAAUUCAAUUGCUUGAGGAAUCAUCUGAAAAAUGUCAAGUUGGAGUUUGUGUUCAAGGAGAUGAAUAGCUUUGAGGUUUCCUUUGCCAAGUUCCUCGCCGAAAAUUGUAUGCCUGUUACGGUCCUGCAAAUUGUUGAUGGAAAGAGGAACUUUUUAAGCCAUAUCAAUCGGAUGGUAGAGAGGUGGAGAGCUAAUGCGGUCGAGCAAAGGAAACAAAUAGAACAUGAUUCAGCUGAAUUGUCAAGACAGAGGGGAAAAGGAAACAUCAUUCCAGUGGGUAAGGCAAAGUAA
Molecule: messenger RNA, 1614 nt
Organism: Hordeum vulgare subsp. vulgare (domesticated barley)
Lineage: Eukaryota; Viridiplantae; Streptophyta; Magnoliopsida; Poales; Poaceae
Exons: 1
Coding region: 1-1614 (537 amino acids)
Molecular function (GO): protein binding
Source: RefSeq, a predicted model, not a curated record